This is a messenger RNA of Symbiodinium natans, 1386 nucleotides long. The record is from the annotation of a GenBank genome assembly. Lineage: Eukaryota; Dinophyceae; Suessiales; Symbiodiniaceae.
AUGUCGGAAGCGGACGCUGAUACCAGCACGCACGAAGUGGGAUACUUGGAUGGCAACCCGCCGAAGGUCAUCAAUAGUGACAGCAUCUACCUCAUGUUAGGACUGGCAGUUGCCAUCGUCAUGGGGUGCCUUUUGGAUAGGAUGUCGACCUUCAAACACUUCAAUGCAAAGAACAGGGAGCCAUUUUGGGUGCUGCUGCUCGUGUUGGUGAGCUAUGGGUAUUUGAUUCCAGGUCUGGUGGAAGUGCUUUUCAGCUUCAACCUGGUUUUUGAUACGGGGACGGGUGGAUUCUUCGGAAUCGGACCCGACUCUUCCUUUAACCACGCGCCCCCAACGACCGAGACCAUGUUGGGCUUGGUUAGGCUGUUGUGGGAAACGGGAUCUUGGCUUGGUGCUGUGCUCGUGGUCUUCUACGCGAUUGCCAUUCCUGUGACCAAGCUGAUCUUGCUGCUGGUGGGCAACCUGAUACAGAGAGACUUCCCCAAAGCCUCGAGGAGGUGCAUCCAGUCCGUGCAAAACAUCUCCAAGUGGGCGUGCCCUGACAUGUUCGCCUACAUCCUGCUCAUGCAUCUUGUCAGGUCACUGGCCCAUCCGCCGUAUCUCUUAGCGAACGGACGACUCGACCUCGGAUUCACGUGCUUCAGUCUGUUUUGCCUUGGAUCUACUAUCGCGGCCCUCGGGAUACGCGUUCCCGAUCGGGAGCAUGGUUGCUUCCAGAAGCUAGGGAGGGCCCUGACUGAGAAGAACCUAGUCCUGGGCGUGAGUGUGCUCUUCGUGUUGUUUGCCAUUCCCUUCUUCUGGGGCCUCAACGAGACCGUAAUGGGGUUGAAAGUGGGUCAACUGGACCCAAUGAUAUCGAUGACCUUGUCGUUCGUUGGCCUCACACCGGAGAAGCUGAAGUCGGACGUGAGCAUCAUGAACUGCUUGGGCACUCUCGCGGAGGAGAUUUCUCACGGAGAGAUGAACAGCUUCAUCGGCUUCGUAAUGUUUUCCGUCUUCGUGAUUGGAAUGACGCUGCUGGACAUGAUCGUCCUCCUCUGGAUCUCGAUUGCUUCUUGGAGAGGACGUCCUGUGGCUCGUUGGAUGCAGCUGUCAUGGGUCUUGAAAAAACUGUCAAUGGUCGAUGUCACGUGCAUGGGCGUCCUAAUCGUGACAAUGUGCAUGUCGAUGUACAGGAAAUACGUGGAGGUUGACAUGGGCGUCGGGCAGUGGCUGUUGGUGUCCUCUGAGGUGAUCCACUACUUCACCUACUACACCGUCAAAGGCUUUACGGAAGUGAAGGACAAGCUUGAUCUGGGAAACACUAUGCAAAUGGAUGAAGACGAGGAGGAGACUUCUGAUCUUUCCUCCAGCACGGCCAUCGAAGAGGAUCAUGCUUGGCUCUGA